GUUGUGAGGUUCCGAGCCCAGGGGAGGGGGGGCGGAGGUGGCUCCUUCGAUCUAAGAGGACUUGAGACUCACCGGCCGUGCGACAUGAGGGCCCUGUGGGUGCUGGGCCUGUGCUGCGUCCUGCUGACCUUCGGGUCUGUCCGCGCUGAGGAUGAAGUGGAUGUGGAUGGGACAGUGGAAGAAGAUCUGGGUAAAAGUAGAGAAGGUUCCAGGACAGAUGAUGAAGUAGUACAGAGAGAGGAAGAAGCUAUUCAAUUGGAUGGAUUAAAUGCAUCCCAGAUAAGAGAACUUAGAGAGAAAUCAGAAAAAUUUGCCUUCCAAGCUGAAGUUAACAGAAUGAUGAAACUUAUCAUCAAUUCAUUAUAUAAAAAUAAAGAGAUUUUCCUAAGAGAACUGAUUUCAAAUGCUUCUGAUGCUUUGGAUAAGAUAAGGCUAAUAUCACUGACUGAUGAAAAUGCUCUUGCUGGAAAUGAGGAGUUAACGGUCAAAAUUAAGUGUGACAAGGAGAAGAACCUGCUCCAUGUCACAGACACUGGUGUGGGAAUGACCCGGGAAGAGUUGGUUAAAAACCUUGGUACCAUAGCCAAAUCUGGGACAAGCGAGUUUUUAAACAAAAUGACAGAGGCACAAGAAGAUGGCCAGUCAACUUCGGAACUGAUUGGCCAGUUUGGUGUUGGCUUCUAUUCUGCCUUCCUUGUAGCAGAUAAAGUUAUUGUCACGUCAAAACACAACAAUGACACCCAGCACAUCUGGGAGUCUGACUCCAAUGAAUUUUCUGUAAUUGCUGACCCCAGAGGAAACACCUUAGGACGGGGAACGACAAUUACCCUUGUUUUAAAAGAAGAAGCAUCUGAUUACCUUGAAUUGGAUACAAUUAAAAAUCUUGUGAAAAAAUAUUCACAGUUCAUAAACUUUCCUAUUUAUGUAUGGAGCAGCAAGACUGAAACUGUCGAGGAACCUAUGGAAGAAGAAGAAGCAGCAAAAGAAGAAAAAGAGGAAUCUGAUGAUGAAGCUGCAGUAGAAGAAGAAGAAGAAGAAAAGAAACCAAAAACUAAAAAAGUUGAAAAAACUGUCUGGGACUGGGAACUUAUGAAUGAUAUCAAACCAAUAUGGCAGAGACCAUCAAAGGAAGUAGAAGAUGAUGAAUACAAAGCUUUCUACAAAUCAUUUUCAAAGGAAAGCGACGACCCCAUGGCUUAUAUCCACUUCACUGCUGAAGGGGAAGUUACCUUCAAGUCAAUUUUAUUUGUACCCACAUCUGCCCCACGUGGGCUGUUUGAUGAAUAUGGAUCUAAGAAGAGUGAUUACAUUAAGCUGUAUGUGCGCCGCGUGUUCAUCACAGACGACUUCCAUGAUAUGAUGCCCAAGUACCUGAACUUCGUCAAGGGCGUUGUGGACUCAGAUGAUCUCCCCUUGAAUGUUUCCCGUGAGACUCUGCAGCAACAUAAACUCCUUAAGGUGAUUAGAAAAAAGCUUGUCCGUAAAACUCUGGACAUGAUCAAGAAGAUUGCUGAUGAGAAGUAUAAUGAUACUUUUUGGAAAGAAUUUGGUACCAACAUCAAGCUUGGUGUGAUAGAAGACCACUCAAAUAGAACACGUCUUGCUAAACUUCUUAGAUUCCAGUCUUCUCAUCAUCCAAGUGACAUUACUAGUCUAGACCAGUAUGUGGAAAGAAUGAAGGAGAAGCAAGACAAAAUCUACUUCAUGGCUGGGUCCAGCAGGAAAGAGGCUGAAUCUUCUCCAUUUGUUGAGCGACUUCUGAAAAAGGGCUAUGAAGUGAUUUAUCUCACAGAACCUGUGGACGAAUACUGCAUUCAGGCUCUUCCUGAGUUUGAUGGGAAGAGGUUUCAGAAUGUUGCCAAGGAAGGAGUGAAGUUUGAUGAAAGUGAGAAAAGUAAGGAGAAUCGUGAAGCAGUUGAGAAAGAAUUUGAGCCUCUGCUCAAUUGGAUGAAAGAUAAAGCCCUCAAGGACAAGAUUGAAAAGGCUGUGGUAUCUCAGCGCCUGACAGAGUCUCCAUGUGCCCUCGUAGCCAGCCAGUACGGAUGGUCAGGCAACAUGGAGAGAAUCAUGAAAGCCCAAGCCUACCAGACGGGCAAGGACAUCUCUACAAAUUACUAUGCCAGUCAGAAGAAAACAUUUGAAAUUAACCCCAGACAUCCACUGAUCAGGGACAUGCUUCGACGAGUUAAGGAAGAUGAAGAUGACAAAACAGUUUCAGAUCUUGCUGUGGUUUUGUUUGAAACAGCAACACUGCGGUCAGGAUAUCUUUUACCAGACACUAAAGCCUAUGGAGAUCGAAUAGAAAGAAUGCUUCGUCUCAGCUUAAACAUUGACCCUGAUGCAAAGGUGGAAGAGGAACCCGAAGAAGAACCUGAAGAAACAACAGAGGACACCACAGAAGACACAGAGCAAGACGACGACGAAGAAAUGGAUGCGGCGGCAGAUGAGGAAGAACAAGAAACAUCAGAGACAUCUACAGCUGAAAAAGAUGAACUGUAAAUUAUACUCUCACCAUUUGGAUCCUGUGUGGAGAGGGAAUGUGAAAUUUAAGUCAUUUCUUUUGGGAGAGACUUGUUUUGGAUGCUCCCUGCCCCCCCAGCCCCCUUCUCCCCUGCACUGUAAAACGUUGGGAUUGUGGGUCACAGGAAGAAGUGGGUUUUUUAGUUGAAUUUUUUUUAACAUUCCUCAUGAAUGUAAAUUUGUACUAUUUAACUGACUAUUCUUGGUGUAAAAUCUUGUCAUGUGUAUAAAAAUAAAAAAGAUCCCGAAUA
Molecule: messenger RNA, 2771 nt
Organism: Phacochoerus africanus (Common warthog)
Lineage: Eukaryota; Metazoa; Chordata; Mammalia; Artiodactyla; Suidae
Gene: HSP90B1
Product: heat shock protein 90 beta family member 1
Biological process (GO): protein folding
Molecular function (GO): ATP hydrolysis activity; ATP binding; ATP-dependent protein folding chaperone
Source: RefSeq, a predicted model, not a curated record